This is a messenger RNA of Oncorhynchus masou masou (cherry salmon), 5694 nucleotides long. RefSeq names its product choline transporter-like protein 5-B. Gene Ontology annotation, biological process: transmembrane transport. Lineage: Eukaryota; Metazoa; Chordata; Actinopteri; Salmoniformes; Salmonidae. The transcript is spliced from 23 exons. Gene Ontology annotation, molecular function: transmembrane transporter activity. The record is from RefSeq and is a predicted model, not a curated record. The coding region runs from base 138 to 2348 and encodes 736 amino acids.
ACGACUCGCUCAGCUGCGUGGCGGAGACAGCUCAUACCAAGGGCCCGAGGUAGGCUACUGUAUUUAGGUAGACUGGGCUAUUAAAACGCUGUUCACCUCCUCAUAUGAUAUCUGCAGAAUCUCCUGUCUGAGGUGCAAUGGCUCGGAAGACUGACAUUCCUCCUUCAUACUAUGGUGAGCCACGCAAGUUUGACCCGGGCUUCAGAGGACCUAUCCAUAACAGGGGCUGCACGGAUGUGGUGUGCUGUGUCGUAUUCGUCAUCUUCAUCCUCGGCUACAUCGCUCUGGGCACCGUGGCCUGGAUCCAUGGCGACCCCAGGAAGGUGGUCUACCCCACCGACAGCCACGGACAGUUCUGUGGACAGCAGGGGACCCCCAACGCCAACAAAGCCAUAUUAUUCUACUUCAACAUAUUGCAAUGUGCCAAUCCUGCCGUUCUCAUUAACCUCCAGUGCCCUACAACCCAGCUCUGCGUCUCCAAGUGCCCAGACAGAUUUGCAACAUACCUCGACAUGCAAUACAACUACAGGUACAACAAGAGCUACUGGGAGUAUUACAGGCAGUUCUGCAAGCCGGGCUUCGACAAUCCAAGAAAGUCCGUUGCACAAGUCUUGAGAGAUGAGGACUGCCCUUCCAUGAUAGUGCCAAGCAGACCUUUCCUCCAGCGGUGCUUCCCAGACUUCAUCACCAGGAACGGGACGCUAACUGUCGCCAACAAGACAGUCUUCAAAGACGGCUUAGGUAAAACAAGGAGCGUGAUCGAUCUCCGAGACGCUGCCAAGGAUUCUAACUUGGAACCCAGAGUCAACUGGACAGCUAUUGCAGGUGGCAUUACCAGUCUGCUAGACGCCAAGGAGGUUGGCAUGAAGAUCUUUGAGGACUAUGCCAACUCUUGGUACUGGAUCUUAAUAGGUCUGGUGAUAACCAUGGUGGUCAGUCUGGCCUUUAUCCUGCUGCUGCGGUUCACAGCCGGAGUGCUCCUGUGGCUCACCAUCUUCGGAGUCAUCGCUGUGGUGGGCUACGGGAUCUGGCACUGCUACUGGGAGUUCAGUACACUGAGAGGGAAGCCGCACGGGGAUGGUGACGUCACCAUCUCUGACAUCGGCUUUCAGACGGACUUCCGAGUCUACCUGCAGCUCAGUCAGACCUGGCUCAUCUUCAUGAUCUGCCUGUCGGUCAUUGAGGCGGUCAUCAUAAUAAUCCUGAUAUUCCUGAGGAGGAGAGUACGCAUUGCCAUCGCUCUGCUGAAGGAGGGGAGCAGGGCCAUUGGCUACAUCAUGUCCACUCUCUUCUACCCGAUCAUCACUUUUGUGCUGCUGGCCAUCUGCAUAGCUUACUGGGCGGUCACUGCUGUCUUCUUGGCGUCUUCCGGCGAUGCUGUCUACAAGGUCAUGUCGACGCCAGACAAAUGCGUGUAUGCCAACCUCACCUGUGAUCCAGAGACCUUCAGUCAGACCAACGUGACCAAGGUGUGCCCUGGCUCCCAGUGCACCUUUGCCUUCUACGGCGGCGAGAGCCUCUACCACCGCUACAUAUUUGUGCUGCAGCUGUGUAACCUGCUGGUGUUCCUGUGGCUGGUCAACUUCACCAUCGCCCUGGGACAAUGCACCCUGGCCGGGGCCUUCGCCUCCUACUACUGGGCCCUGAGGAAGCCCCAGGAUAUACCAUCCUGUCCACUGUUCUCCUCCUUCAGUAGGGCUGUAAGGUACCACACAGGCUCUCUGGCGUUUGGAUCUCUGAUUCUGGCUGUAGUGCAGAUGUUCCGCAUUGUUCUGGAGUAUCUGGAUCACAAACUCAAAGGUGCGCACAAUGCUUUUGCCCGCUUCCUGAUUUGCUGUCUCAAAUGCUGCUUCUGGUGCCUGGAACAUUUCAUCAAAUUCAUGAACAGGAACGCCUACAUCAUGAUCGCGAUAUAUGGGAAGAACUUCUGCACCUCGGCUAAGGAUGCUUUCUUCCUCCUGAUGAGGAACGUAGUGAGGGUGGCAGUGCUGGACAAGGUGACAGACUUUCUGCUCUUCUUGGGAAAAGUGCUUAUUUCAGGAAGUGUUGGUGUUCUAGCAUUCUUCUUCUUCACCCGUAAGAUACCAGUUAUUCAAGAAGAAGUGCCAUCACUAAAUUACUACUGGGUCCCCCUGCUGACGGUGAUAUUUGGAUCCUACCUGAUUGCCCAUGGCUUCUUCAAUGUCUAUGCUAUGUGUGUGGACACCUUAUUCCUUUGUUUCUUGGUGGAUCUGGAGGUGAACAGCGGCUCUGCUGCCAGACCUUUCUACAUGAGCAGCACCCUGAGACAAAUUCUCGACAAGAAGAACAGCAAGAGGAGGAAAGACAAGCGAGAGCGGGGAAGAUGAGAAGAGAGGAACGGAUACAGGGUGACUGGAGGAGACCGAGGCAGGAGAGGUGAUGACGGUUUGGGGGGAAGGCACCGGUGCAUGAUGUAGAGAUGGAAGACAAGACUAUUCUAAUCCUGGUCCAUAUUGUACCUGAUACCAUUAUUAUUAUGCUUUUGGACAUAAUAUGUGAAUUGUCUUAUCUUGCCUUACAGUACUUGGAUGUACUAACAAACUAUCACCACGAAUGCACAAUGACAACCGUGCAGUUAGCUUAACUGUGGCCAAAUCGUGCAUUUAAAGGCAAUUGCAAGUUCUUGGUUUUACCAAUGUACUGUGAAGCACAUACUUGAGGGAACAGCGACGUGUACAUUUGUGUAAUAAUAUUUUGCACCACAUGCUUCCUGUCAGCAGGCCCAUGUCACUCUGUAUGCAGGAACUCAAACCAGCCACAAGAUGGCACUCUUAAGGUGGACAUCUUAAAGGUCCAGUACAGCGGUUUUUAAUCGUGAUAUCAAAUCAUGUCUGGGUAACAAUUUAGGUAUGUUAUUGUGGUUUCAAUUAAAGUGGUCAAAGAGAAACAAAAAUAGCUUCUUAGCGAAAGAGCAACUUCUCAAGCAAGAAUUAUGCUAGGACUGUCUGGGACUGGUCUGAGUCGGGAGGGGGAAACCAGCUUUUAUUGGCAGAGAUGUUAGGAACUCUCGUUCUUAUUGGUCUAUUAGCUCAUUUGUCACCUGGUGGUGUCACCAGGCAGGCCAGAACUCCAUCCCACCAAAACAGGAAAUAUAAAUGUUGAUUUGCACUGGGCCUUUUAAGAAACCUCCCAGGAGGUUACACCAAGACAGCUGAGUGAAGGGCUGCUUGGGUUAAUACUGUACAUGAAAUGUCCGUCGUUACCAUGUAUAAUUAUGCUCUUCAAGCUCCUUGGAGCACUAACUUUUAUUUUCUCCUAUUGAGAAAGCUAUUUGCCAUACAUUGUCCAUUGUGCUAAUGUCUCGUUGUAGCAACCUUCUAACUUGUCCAAUUGUAAGAAUGUUAUAGCCCUACAAUUAGGUGCUUCAGUAAGUGCCAAAGAGCAACGGAAAUCAGCAGGAAUGCAGCGUCGAGGACCCUUACCUGUAUGUAUUGGAUUCUAGCCACCGUUGACCAUAAAUCACAGUGUUACAAAUGAUGUUUCCCUCUUGUAUGCCAUUCAAAGUUUUUGGUCUAAGGUCUUCGUCCCAUUCCUUCUUUGUGCAGCAGCACUGUGGGGACAGAUCAUGUGCCAUUACUACGUCUGUCCCAUAGUGGCAUCACUGCCAGUAUUAGAGCUGGAGCAUCCUUUCCUACUGGUAUACAGUACAGUAGCACAUGCCCAUACAUGCACACGCCAAUACCAUUUUUGUUAUUGAACUUCGACCUGUGUAAGGGCACAACAACUUUAUGAUCGUGUAAAUAUGGAAGUAAUGCACAUCCGAUAAUAAUUUGAAUGGAUUACUACAGGCGUCUGUGUUUUCUUCUCUCCCUGUUAUUGCCAUGAAAGAACAGUCCCGCUUUAAUGCAACGAUGCCAAUAAACUAUCUAUGCCUAUGCUAUAGUAUGUACAGUGCCUUCAGACAAUAUUCACUUCCCUUGACUUCUUCCACAUUAUGUUGUGUUACAAAGUGGGAUUCAAAUGGAUUUAAUUGUCAUUUUUGUCAACGAUCUACACUAAAUAAUCAGUAAGUGAAAGAAAAUUUUGAGAGAAUGCCAAGAGUCUGCAAAGCUGUCAUCAAGGAAAUGGGUGGCUACUUUGAUAUCAAAUAUAUCUUGUUUUGUUUAACACUUUUUUUGUGGUUACUACAUGAUUCCAUAUGUGUUAUAUCAUAGUUUUGACAUCUUCACUAUUAUUCUACAAUGUAGAAAAUAGUCAAAUAAAAGAAACUCUUGCAUGAGUAGGCGUAUCCAAACUUUUGACUGGUCCUGUAAGUGAAUUAUUGCAGACAGGAUGCAUGUUUUGUAAUAUUUUUUUAUUCUGUACAGGCUUCCUUUUCACUGUCAUUUAGGUUAGUAUUGUGGAGUAACUACGAUUUUCUCCUAUCACAGCCAUUAAACUCUGUAACUGUUUUAAAGUCACCAUUGGCCUCAUGGUAAAUUUCCUAGCGAUUUCCUUCCUCUCCGGCCACUGAGUUAGGAAGGAGGCCUGUAUCUUUGUAGUGACUGGGUUUAUUGAUACAUCAUCCAAAGUGUAAUGAUUAAUUGCACCAUGCUAAAAGAGAUAUUCAAUCUACCAAUAGGUGCCCUUCUAUGCCUGGCAUUGGAAAACCUCCCUAGUCUUUGUGAUUGAAUCUGUGUUUUAAAAUUCACUGCUCGACUGAGGGAUCUUCAAGAUAAUUGAACGUUGGGGUACAGAGAUGAGGUAAUCAUUAAAGUACAUUUUUACUCCUGAACUUUUUAGUUUUGCCAUAAGAGGUUGAGUACUUAUUGACUCAAGACAUUUCAGCUUUUCAUUUUUUAUUAAUUUGUAAACAUUUGUAAAAACACAAGUCCAAUUUGACAUUAUGGGGUAUUGUGUGUAAGCCAGUCAAUUUGACAUUCCGGCUGUAACACAACAAAAUGUGGAAAAGGCAAGGGGUGUGAAUACGCUCUGAAGGCACUGUACAAGAUGACAGAAGAAUAUACCGUCUGUAGAGUCAUAUCUUUCUACUCACCCGUUCAUUUCCAUCGCCGUCUGGUAGAACACUACCUUUUAAUAAAUCGGGCGAGGUCAAUAAGAGGAAUCCCUCCCUCUUUGGGAUGUGAAUUAUUUUUGCUUUACCACCGUCAACGAGUAGACGCACGUAAAAGCUCACGGUUAGUGUGUGCCUUAUAUUCCCCUCUACCUCUCAAGGACGUCACGUGGACGGAUCACAAACAGCACGGCGCCAAAAGACUCAGAGUGCCGGACAUGUCUGUGACUGAUGCAUACACUAUGCCUACUGUAUCUUCUCUCAAAUGGUAGAUUCCUAACUUUGUUCAGUGAUGUUUUUUUUAUGUAAAGAAUUUUGCAUAUCUAUGCUUUAUUUUAAACAACAGUGAGUAUGUAUGAAUGUUUGGACUGUAUAUAAGCAUAUUAUUUAAUAACAAGAAUAUUUGAUUGGGGUUUGCUUUUUUUCUUUUUUUUGUGAAAUUGAUGCUAAUCAACCAUUGGUGCCUUAUUGAAUAUAUAGAGGGGCCUUCCAUGCCAUGUAUCAAUCUCAAAAAAUGUACAUUACAUUUAUGACGUUUAGUCCAUUUUCCCCGUUUAGCUCGGCUUCAUUGUGGUUGUUGUUGUGAGUCGAAACUGGUCACUAUUCUAUAAAGUCAUUUUGUCAAUAGACAUUUAUUUUCUUAAUCACAUACAAUAAAUACAUGAAACAACAAUUUAAAA